Arabidopsis lyrata subsp. lyrata is the source of this 1300-nucleotide messenger RNA. RefSeq lists its product as uncharacterized. The record is from RefSeq and is a predicted model, not a curated record. NCBI's taxonomy places the organism in Eukaryota, Viridiplantae, Streptophyta, Magnoliopsida, Brassicales, Brassicaceae. The transcript is spliced from 4 exons. The coding region runs from base 300 to 914 and encodes 204 amino acids.
GAUAAACUUUACAAUAUUUUACAAUUGAAGUUCUGUUCCACUUUGGUGUAUACAUUUUGAUAACCGGACUGAAUUGAAUCACAUAACCGAAUUUUCACAUAAUCAAUUAUAAGUAUCAUCAUAAUUUAUAAAUAACCGUUCCAUAAACAAUCUACCGGGCCACGUUUCUUUCGCAGGGAAAUAACCAAAGAUGAUGUCACAACCCUAAUUACUUACCAACAUCGAUCUUGUCGCAUUGUUGACUUAGAAUCUUGAAUUGCCAAGUCGUGUUCUAGGGUUCCUUCAUUUUUUAUCCGGCGAUGACAUCGGCCAACAACGAAUUAACUUGUUCCACGACGGGUACAUCGGCCAAGGAGGAGGAGGUUGUCUCUAAAGUCGACAAGGAAGACGACGAAAGCAGCAGCGAUAGCGACGGCAGCGACAGCGAGUGGGCUGGGUAUAACUGGUUACCGGAAACUGAACCAGAGUGGGACGUCGAUAGCUUUGAUGGUCACGAGUUUAAAAUCAACCCCAGGGUUCGUAAGAUGUACGGCUCUAACCAGCAACUUUAUGACGAAUAUUACAACGACAGGCUCGAGGCUUUCAACAGUAAGGGGUUUCUUCCUGAUCCUCUGAACGGAAUCUACAACCUUCAUAUAGACGGCCAGGGGAAUCAUAGGGAUUUAGCUGCAAAUCUUGCUAAUGUGUGUGUUCAGAAAUUCGACGAGACCAAGGGAACGACUUUAGAAUUUGUAAGUGUUGUAAGAGUUACUGUAAAUGGAGCAGCUACAUGGAAGUUGUACAUCACCUUUAUGGCUCGAGAGUUUCGUGAUGGGCCUCUUGUUGAGUACCAAGCCAAGGUGAUACACGCUAUAGGGACCGUGGAACCUCCUUUCCCAAUUCUCUGCAGACCAAGUCCUAAACCAGAAAUCUAAAUAUAUAUAUAUAUAUAUAUAUAUAUUAAUUUAAAGGUAUAUAUGUGAUGUUUUCUUUGUUGUUUAUUGUGUCAAACUCUGAGGGGAUUAUUGUCUGUUUCAUUUCGUUUUUAACUCUUAAUAUUUCUGCCUAAAUUGCAGAUUGUAUGUAUUGUUGACGCUAGACGCUAGCGAAGGCUAAGAAGAUGCAUUGAAGUUAUAAAAGAUUAACAAUACAUGCACCAGCUGACGAAUAAAAUAGUGAACUGCAUAUAUUAUAAUAUGAUACUAGGCCAGCUAUUACUGUUUUAUUGGAAUCUAAUGUCAAAUAUCUUUUAUAUUGUAAUGACAAUAUAGGAAUUAUUGUUUUAAUCAUCUUUUAAGGAUAAAUCGUACGUCUGAUCUAA